Messenger RNA from Penicillium egyptiacum, 1560 nucleotides. NCBI's taxonomy places the organism in Eukaryota, Fungi, Ascomycota, Eurotiomycetes, Eurotiales, Aspergillaceae. The record is from the annotation of a GenBank genome assembly.
AUGCAAGAGCUCGCAAAAAUAGCUUCUGCGAUCAGGUACCUGACCAUCGACGUCAUUGGCAUCUUAUCCGAUCAAGCUUCUGUGGGGUCGUUAGACUUACCUCCGAGACACUCCAUGAUGAUCCCGCGAUUCUUUCUGCGCGUACGAACGCUAUUGGCAGCCUUGAUACUCGCCAUCUUUCUCACCUGGACAACAUUGCGACAUUUCAAAGCCUACAUCCCCAAUCUCUCAUCUCCACAGCCCAUCACCGACCUGACACCCUCACAUCACCAAUUCUGGCGGAAAUUCCACGCCCUGCUAGAAAAGUAUGCGCCUGGCACAGAGCCUAUCAUCGAAUAUGAGAAGGCGUCUACAGAAGGCUUCAAUACCCACAAUCCACCGCCGCGCCCAGAUACCCUCUACGUCCCGGAGGAAGACAUCCCAAUAAUGAAAGAAGCGCAUGCUGGGUUCGUCAAUGCAAUCGCCAACUCCCCAACCGAGCUCCCUUACCUCCCCGCUACAAAAGGCAUAGUCUCAACAGCAGGAGGCUCCUACCUCCCAGUGCUAGUGAUAUCCCUCCGCAUGCUCCGCCGAACCGGCUCCACACUCCCGAUGGAAGUCUUCCUCUCCGACGAAGACGAGUACGAAGACUACAUAUGCGAUGUAGUUCUACCCUCACUCAACGCACGGUGCGUAGUUCUAUCCCGGAUCCUCAUUGCCGCCCCAGUCCGAAUCGAGAAAUACCAAUUCAAACCCUUUGCAAUGCUCUUUUCAUCCUUCGAAGAAAUCCUCUUCCUAGACGCAGACGCCUUCCCCCUCGAGAAACCAGAACAUCUCUUCACCACCGAGCCCUUCCUCUCGAAAGGAAUGGUCACCUGGCCCGAUUUCUGGGCUUCAUCUGUCUCCCCACUCUUCUACGACAUCGCAAACCACCGACCCCCACCAAUGGAUCUACGCCAAUCAACAGAAUCCGGCGAAGUCCUCCUCUCCAAAAGAUCCCAUCUCCGCUCCCUCCUCCUCACAACAUACUACAACUACCACGGCCCCACACACUACUACCCGCUGCUCUCACAGGGUGCCGCCGGAGAAGGCGACAAGGAAACCUUUGUCGCAGCCGCGACAGCUAUGCGCGAAUCCUUCCACCAAGUCAGCGAGUCCAUCUGCGCCCUCGGGCACGAAACCCGCAACGGCAUGGCCGGCUCCGCAAUGGCGCAGUUCGAUCCCGUCCAGGACUUCGUCCUAACCAGUCGUGGGAUAUGGCGUGUCAGAGGCGAUGAUGCACCCGCGCCGGCCGUCUUCUUCAUCCAUGCCAACUUCCCCAAGUUCAAUCCUGCGACUGUCUUUGAGAUCCAUGAGGUUACUCCUGCGUACACGGAUGAGGGCGAGUAUACGCGGGCUUGGACGUUGCCGGUUGAUGUUGUACGGGGGUUAAAUAGUAGGGUCGAUGUCGAGAAGGGGUUUUGGGAGGAGAUUCUUUGGACGGCUUGUGAACUUGAGGAUAAGUUUCAGAGUUGGCUUGCAUAUGAGGGGAUUUGUGACGCGGUGAAGGUCUACUGGGGUGCUGUCUUUGGGGUGGAUUGA